Funneliformis geosporum is the source of this 240-nucleotide messenger RNA. NCBI's taxonomy places the organism in Eukaryota, Fungi, Glomeromycota, Glomeromycetes, Glomerales, Glomeraceae. The record is from the annotation of a GenBank genome assembly.
AUGAUGAAACAUAAACCAAAAAACGUCAAUAAGAUCGAAUUCAGUAAAAUUAUUUCGAGAAAAUGGCAUAAUUUAUCAGAAAAUGAGAAGAAUAUUUGGAAAAGAAGGUAUCAUACAUUUAGGGAUACACAAUUACAAAAUGCCUUUGAUUUACCUUUCGAUGAUAAUCCGACCUACACUGUCAAUCCAAAUUCCGUUAACGUUUUACCAUCUGUUAUGAAAGGCGACUGCUAUUUAACG